AAAAAUGAGGGGAUGGGAGGAGGACGAGGGGGAGAAGGAAGAGGGGAAAAAGGAAGAGAGGAGAGCCGACGAGGGGAAGGAGGGGGCAAAGGGGAGGCAGGAGACGGAGAAGCAGGGGGGAAGCGCCGGAAGGGGAGCAGAGCGAGGCUCAAUGGGACUGCUGGAGCCGCCGCCUCACCACCACCACCAGCAGCAGCAGCAGCAGCAGCAGCAGCAGCAGCAGCAGCAGCAGCAGCAGCAGCAGCAGCAGCAGCAGCAGCAGCAGCAGCAGCAGCAGCAGCAGCAGCAGCAGCAGCAGCAGCAGCAGCAGCAGCAGCAGCAGCAGCAGCAGCAGCAGCAGCAGCAGCAGCAGCAGCAGCAGCAGCAGCAGCAGCAGCAGCAGCAGCAGCAGCAGCAGCAGCAGCAGCAGCAGCAGCAGCAGCAGCAGCAGCAGCAGCAGCAGCAGCAGCAGCAGCAGCAGCAGCAGCAGCAGCAGCAGCAGCAGCAGCAGCAGCAGCAGCAGCAGCAGCAGCAGCAGCAGCAGCAGCAGCAGCAGCAGCAGCAGCAGCAGCAGCAGCAGCAGCAGCAGCAGCAGCAGCAGCAGGAGCUUGGCGGUCACUCUGGCGGUGACCCUGGCGUGAAGCGGCGGUGAAGUGAGGCGCUGGUGAUGUGUUU
Closterium sp. NIES-67 is the source of this 654-nucleotide messenger RNA. The record is from the annotation of a GenBank genome assembly. NCBI's taxonomy places the organism in Eukaryota, Viridiplantae, Streptophyta, Zygnematophyceae, Desmidiales, Closteriaceae.